Molecule: messenger RNA, 379 nt
Organism: Didymodactylos carnosus
Lineage: Eukaryota; Metazoa; Rotifera; Eurotatoria; Philodinida; Philodinidae
Source: the annotation of a GenBank genome assembly
GGAUGAAAUAUUUCUAGUACAUUGUUUAUUUUUUCCACUUCCCACAUUUACAACAUUGAACAUCAGGCAUUUUAACACUAGUACAAUUUUUAUACUCUCGUACGACUGUGUAAGUAUAAAAAGCACUAUAUUAUUAAAAACUGAUAUACAUUAGAUACAAACGUGUUUUUCUAAUUACAUUUUUUCUAGAUCAUAAAAGUAUGGCUCGGAAAAAGCUGUUUCAUCAACAAAAAGAGCAAACAUUCAUGCUAAACGUUAUCGUGCAAAUGUUAAGUUGAGACGAGCUCAAUCACCAUCAUCUGAUAAACAAUAUCGACAAAAGGUAGCUGCUCGACAAGCUAGAUUACGAAGUAAAAAAAAGAAGGAAAUAUUCCAUUAG